AUUUCUUUUAAAGGAGCAUUACUGACUUCAACAGGUACAUAUGUUGAAGAAUAUCACAAGUCGAUUAUAACUUUGGUUUGUUGAAAUAAUGGUUCUAUUUCAAAGAUGUACGCUGAAAAACCUUAUCCUGCCGAGUCCUUACUGUCGGGGUUGGGGAGUUCUACCAGCGUGUAAAAGUUAUAUCACUGAGUUCACAUUUUUUCUCCUCCUUGGACAUCGAUGCACUGGAUACAGUACCAUAUCAGGGAUCCCUGGUGUGAGAGAACGUACUCUUAUUGCAGUGAAACCAGAUGGGGUCCAGCGCCGCCUUGUGGGACAGAUAAUGGAACGCUUUGAGCAGAGAGGCUUCAAACUGGUGGGCAUGAAGAUGCUGCAGGCAUCAGAGGAGCUGCUCUCUCAGCACUACCAGGAGUUAAGGAGGAAGCCCUUUUUCCCCAGUCUCCUGUACUACAUGACCUCUGGUCCCAUAGUUGUUAUGCUGUCCGUGUCGGGUGCCCAGCUCCGGUAUUCCCAGCAGAGGGAGCCAACAUGGACUCACGUACCCUCCCCUCUAUUACCAUCCCCCGGGGUAGACCUCCUGGGAUACCACAAUAGAUAUGGCAAAAUUAGGUGCUGCUGAAAAGCAAAGACUCUACAGACAGCGCAGGGAUGCUGACCCACACCACAGAGCAGCCUCCCUUAAACAAAACACCAGACUUACUUAAGGGAUUUAGAGGAUUUAAACCAUUUCUUAGAAAAGGUUCAUGACAAUACUGUCUUUGAUUAUAUAUACAAAUUAAAGACUGAAAUGACAUUCUAGAAAGCCCGAAUUGUUAUCUAAAAUAUAGGUAACACCAGUGACAAAAAGGCAGCACAAGCAUUUUUUUAAAUGUAAUGUAGUAAAAAUAAAAAUAAAUGUUAAACUGUCAUUUGUUGAUUUAUAAUGUUAAGCGCUUAACUAUUAUCUGGUUAAGUUGAAAAUAUGGAGAGUGGUGCUCAGUAAUGUAUUGGAUUUGCCCCCGAACAUAACACGUUGAGUUCAGAACAAAAAGUAAAUUGCUUUGCCACAUUUAUUGCAAUAUUACUUUAAGUGCCUUGUUGCAAACAGGAUGCAUGUGUCACGCCCUGACCAUUCAUUUGCUGAAUUGACUGAUUCAUUUCAGAUUGGAUUUCCCUAAUCCUGG
This is a messenger RNA of Oncorhynchus masou masou (cherry salmon), 1163 nucleotides long. RefSeq names its product NME/NM23 nucleoside diphosphate kinase 4 (gene nme4). The transcript is spliced from 4 exons. Lineage: Eukaryota; Metazoa; Chordata; Actinopteri; Salmoniformes; Salmonidae. Gene Ontology annotation, biological process: GTP biosynthetic process; CTP biosynthetic process; UTP biosynthetic process. Gene Ontology annotation, molecular function: nucleoside diphosphate kinase activity. The record is from RefSeq and is a predicted model, not a curated record. Bases 89 to 619 code for a protein of 176 amino acids.